Dioszegia hungarica is the source of this 1698-nucleotide messenger RNA. Its product is annotated as ferric reductase NAD binding domain-containing protein. NCBI's taxonomy places the organism in Eukaryota, Fungi, Basidiomycota, Tremellomycetes, Tremellales, Bulleribasidiaceae. The transcript has 15 exons. The coding region runs from base 1 to 1698 and encodes 565 amino acids. Gene Ontology annotation, cellular component: NADPH oxidase complex; plasma membrane. Gene Ontology annotation, biological process: defense response; superoxide anion generation. Gene Ontology annotation, molecular function: superoxide-generating NAD(P)H oxidase activity. The record is from RefSeq and is a predicted model, not a curated record.
AUGAAAAGCAAAGAUGCGGUGGCAUUCCUGAAACGCGAAUCUACGGGAAGAAGACUAGUCUGGACUGUAGUCUGGUGGGGUACACACUUUGGCUUCUUCGCCUACGGCUGGUGGUCCCAGUAUACCAACGCCAAGCUUGCGGCGCUGAACGGGCUCAAGUACUCGGUAUGGACGAGCAGAGGGGCGGGACUUGUUUUGGCGUUCGAUGGCGGGUUGAUCCUGCUUCCCGUCUUGCGAAAUGUCAUCACUGCUAUUCGACCGGCACUACAGCGCAUACUUCCAGUGGACGAGAAUUUAUGGUUCCACCGGCAAGUCGCCUACCAGCUGUUACUCUGGACGAUCAUCCAUACCACCGCCCACUAUGUCAACUUUAUCAAUGUUGAGCGUACUCAAGUCAGGAAAGAGCGGGCGGUACAGAUUCACUAUGCCCAAGCUGGGGGAAUUACAGGUCAUACAAUGCUCCUCAUCAUGUUCUUGAUGUAUACUACCGCGCACAGCUCUAUUCGGAAACAAUGCUUCGAGGCGUUCUGGUAUACCCAUCAUCUGGCCUUCUUCUUCAUGCUCGCCCUCUACACGCACGCUACCGGCUGUUUCGUCCGUGACUCUGUCGACCCCGACUACAUUCCCACGUUCCCCUUCUACUCGACCGAGCACUGCCUAGGCUAUCUCAGCUGGCGGUUCAUCAUCUGGCCCGGGAUCAUCUACUUUGGCGAGAGGGUCUACCGUCAAGUCCGAGCGGCACGCGCCACGGAGAUACAGCGGGUACUGUACCAUCCUGGCAACGUCAUGGAGAUCCGCUUCAAGAAGCCGAGUAUGAAGUACAAGGCGGGUCAGUGGUUGUUCCUCAAUGUCCCUGAUGUGUCGAGGUGGCAGUGGCAUCCUUUCACAAUCUCCUCUGCGCCAGAAGAUCCCUUCAUCUCGGUCCAUAUCCGUCAAGUCGGGGACUUCACCACGGCCCUCGGCGAGCGACUCGGCGCUACGCCCGAUCUGCACCGCCUUGAUUCUGGCAAGAAGGGUGGGCGGGGGGAGAAGAACGGGUUUGUCGAGGUCGAUAGCGGUCUAGGAGGCGAGCGCGCUGUGGAAGUAGGACCGGGGAUGGAUCGGGGCAUGCCAAAGUUGAGAAUCGACGGACCAUUUGGCGCACCAGCAGAAGACGUCUUUGCCUCAGAGGUGGCUGUGCUCGUAGCGGCAGGUAUCGGAGUGACCCCCUUUGCCAGUAUCCUCAAGCACAUUUGGUACGCUCAGCAGGCCGGCAAAAUGGGUCGACUGCGCCGAGUCGAAUUCGUCUGGACAUGCCGCGAGACGGGGUCAUUUGGGUGGAUCAAGGAUCUGCUGGAGGAGCUGGAAGAGGCUCAGCGGGGGUCAGACUUUCUGCGGAUCUCGAUCUACCUAACGCAGCGGAUGGGCUCGGAUGAAGUGCACAAUAUCGCCAUUAACGACGUCGGACAAGAAUAUGACCCACUCACCAAGCUCCGCUCGCGCACGCUAUACGGUCGACCCGACUUCCACUCAUUCUUCGCCAACCUCGCCACGUCGAUCGAUAACGGCUCUUACCUGCCUGGGAGGGAAGCGAGGCUUAAGAACCGUGUUGGGGUGUACUACUGCGGGCCGAACCCGCUCGCACGAACGGUCAGGACGGAAUGCCUCAAGAUCCAGUCGAGCACGCUAGAUGUACGGUUUGCGAAGGAGCAUUUCUGA